GGAAGUUGCACUGCAAUCUUUCAAUUCUCUCGCCAUUGAAGUAGGAAUCUGAAACAGAGACAAGAAGUAAGUAGGAAGGCUAGAAAGGGUGCUCUUAAUCAGGGUAACCCGACCCCCCUUGGACAAGUACUGCUUUUUCCAACCCGCCAACCUCCUCUCGACUCUGUCCACAACCGGAUUCCAGCUCCCCACACAUCUCGAAGGGGCACCCAAAGGCAAUCCUAAAUAAGAAAUGGGAAAAGAGCUAGUGCAACAUUCAAGGAUGUGAGCAAACAACUCAAUUUCCGGAACAUCCCCAACAGGCACAAGAAUACUCUUUUCAACAUUAACCUUAAGGCCAGAAACAACUUGAAACCAAAUUAGAAUGCAUCUCAAAUACCUCAGCUGGGACACAUCCGCAUCACAAAACGCAAUAGUGUCAUCUGCAAACAUCAAAUGAGAAACCUCCAGUUGACUAGCAACAUCCCUGCCCACCUGAAAGCCUCUCAAAAAACCUAGCUCCACAGCCCUCUUUAGAAUACAUAUGGGGAAAAUUAAGUAUGACUACAAUGUAUGUCCUAGAUAGUUGAGAUGUUUAUGAGUUAUCAGAAAAUGUCUGCAAUGCAAUAUACUUUGUUCAUUAACCUUGGGCUAUCUUUGAUUUUUUAAGCUGAUGCCUGAUAGCUCUGAUAGCUCAUUGUAAUGAUUCUACAAGACAUGAUUAAUAUUAUUUUGUUUUCUUAUCUAAGGUUAUCAUGUUUUAAUUAGUUAUUGUUAUUAUUUUUCAUUAUAUGUUGGAGUUCACCCUGUUGAAAGAAGUGGAGGCUUGAAGCUUACUUGUCUUGCACCUAUAUGCUGUGCAAUUUCAUUUGUUUGUCACCUGUGUAUUAUUUCUUAGCCGAGAGGGUUUCCGGCGAGCAUGCAUGAGGGUGGACAUCAGAUGUGAUGAUGAUUCAACAGGAGUAAAUGUAGCAAAGCUUUUGAAGAUAGCGUGGAUGACUCUCCCAUUGGGAAUAAUUAUCACACUUGCAGCAUGUGUAUUUGUCUUUUGGUGGCAAGACCUAAGUUAUUCUAGUCCCUAUGCGCAAGCUAUCUUGAUUAACGGUUUUGCAUGUAUUGUGGAGCUAUUGGCAGAACCCUUCUAUAUUCUUUCACAGAACUUGCUCCUCCUCAAACUGCGGCUAAUGGUUGAAACUGCAGCUACACUUUUUCGCUGUAUGACAACCUACAUCCUCAUUAUCAAGCGAACUGACAUGGAGAAAGCGAUUGUAUUUGCAUUAACUCAAACUGCUUAUGGAGCUUGCUUGUUCUUUGGUUAUUGGGGAUACUUUCUUCUUUCUCGUGCAUUCCAAAGUUCUGAUCUCUUCCCUUUCAGAAUAGGAUAUCUAAUGGAUUACGAUAAGCAGCUGUCAAAUAUGUGUAUGUUGUUUACCCUUCAAUCUUUUCGGAAGUUGAUUCUUCAAGAAGGAGAAAAGAUAGUCCUUGUAUGGUUGGAUACACCAUAUAACCAAGCUGUAUAUGGACUUGUAGACAAGUUAGGAAGCUUAGUGGUGAGGUUAGUGUUUCUUCCAUUUGAAGAGAGCUCAUUUGCUACAUUUGCAAGGUCCGCAUCAGGAGAAAACGCACAGAAAAGCAAGAAGUUAGGAAGAAGUCUAACAGAUGCUCUGAAGCUUGUUUUAUUAAUUGGUCUUGUAGUUAUGGCAUUUGGCCCGAGCUAUUCUUACUCUCUCAUCAGAUUGUUGUAUGGUCGAAAAUGGAGUGAUGGAGAAGCGUCCACAGCCCUCCGGUGUUAUUGCGUUUAUGUGAUUGCUUUGGCAAUGAAUGGAACAUCGGAAGCAUUUCUGCAUGCAGUUGCAACAGAGAACCAACUCAAGCGUUCAAACGAUUCCCUGCUUGUAUUCUCAUUAAUUUACAUAGUACUGAAUGUCUUAUUAAUACGAUCAGCUGGUGCAGUUGGGCUAAUCGUUGCGAAUUCCUUGAAUAUGACUUCUAGGAUUAUUUACUCAGCAGUUUUCAUCAAGAACUAUUUUCAGGAUUCUUCCUCAUUUUCGUUUCGCAACUGCUUGCCUUCAGGCUGGAUAGCUCUUCUAUUUUCAAGUGUAGCCACUCUCAUCUCUGAGAAAAUAUUUCUGGAUCCGGAUAACUUCUGGCCAACUUUUUUCAUUCACUUCUCCAUUGGAUUGACUUGCUUCUGUGUAGCAUCCUUUGUCAUCUACCGCAAGGAAAGGUCCUUUAUCAACAAUAUUAUAUGUUUUCAUGACCAUGCUGACUGAGAAAGAACAGAGAAUUUUUUUGCACACAAUUGCAGGAAUCCAUUUCACGGUUUCGCUCCAUCUUGGCACUGGCUUCUUGGCCUUAAGCUGCACUCUGUUGCAGUUUUGUGAGAGAAUUCCGAGCCAGAAACUCUCUCUUGAUUUGUAAUUGCACACUGUUGCAUUUGAAAAGAAACUAUAGGUUGUGAAAAGGCGAAAGGCAAACUUGCGCUUCUCUCCUUCUUUCUUUUCUCAGAAAGGAUUAUUAUUAUUAUUAUUAUUUUUUUGUCAAAAGUAAAAUAGCAAAACUAUUACUACAUUUUUUUCCCCAGUAAAUAACAGUGUAACUCACUGUAUGAUAAAUACAAUGUUUAUGUCAAUUGACUUUUUGGAUUCC
Messenger RNA from Cornus florida, 2628 nucleotides. RefSeq lists its product as uncharacterized. Lineage: Eukaryota; Viridiplantae; Streptophyta; Magnoliopsida; Cornales; Cornaceae. Gene Ontology annotation, biological process: glycolipid translocation; dolichol-linked oligosaccharide biosynthetic process. The record is from RefSeq and is a predicted model, not a curated record. The coding region runs from base 903 to 2252 and encodes 449 amino acids. The transcript has 14 exons. Gene Ontology annotation, cellular component: endoplasmic reticulum membrane.